Molecule: messenger RNA, 1742 nt
Organism: Oreochromis aureus
Lineage: Eukaryota; Metazoa; Chordata; Actinopteri; Cichliformes; Cichlidae
Product: protein FAM216A
Exons: 7
Coding region: 177-800 (207 amino acids)
Source: RefSeq, a predicted model, not a curated record
UGGACGAUAUGUGUUAAAGGUAAGGUAAACUGGCUGCUGCUGCUUGUGCACGGACUAUUUGGCUUUGUGUACAGUUUCAUACUGAAAAAGCAAGUGAAAUCUGCAGAAAACCAGGUGUUCCAUGGGAUCCAGCAUAAUGAGACUAUGCCAAGGUUUAUUUUGAUGCAUCAGUGAAAAUGGAAUUUCAAACUAGUGCUGGAAACGUCAACAGUGGUUUGAAAAUCAGCAGACCAGCCGAUCAACGCCUAACAGAUAUACAAAUCCCCACAAGUGUGACUACAGCCUCAUUUCUGAAGCAUACAGCACUAACACCAGCUCAGAGGAAGUAUCUGUACAGCAUUGCAGCUUCCUAUAGCACUGAGCAUGUCCGGAGCCUCGUCACCCAGCACUACAUGAACGUGCAGUACAGGUGUAUACGAGCAGACUACAACCACAAACAAGACUUACUUGAGGCUUCUGUAGCCUCACCUGGGAACGACAGAGAGGAUCAUCUAUCAAAAACGCAAUCAGAAGUUUCUUCAAGGUCAAAAAACAAGAGCAAGAUCAGUGCUAGACUUUCUGGAAAACCCUCUCUCCCAAAGAACAAAGAAGCCAGGUCCUUUAAUACAUCUGCAUCAACACAUAGAAAGGCUAAGAAGGGGACAUUGUCACAAACACAGAGAAGGAAAAGUCCAAGGAGAGCCAGGAUCAGACUGUCAGAUGAGGAAGAAGAGCAGGGAAGACCUACUGAUUCUCUGAGUGAAUGUCUGAGCUCACUCUCUGUGGGAGGAUGGGAUGGUGACAGCUUAUCUGAUUUGUGAUUCUUUUAUAAUAAUAUAGUGAAGCUUUCUGCUACUUAAACGCUACAAAAUUCAGUUUCCAGUAUAAAUACUGUAUAUACUGAUCAGACACUACUGGUGUUUAAAGGAAAGCUUCAAGAAUUUUGAAUUUAGAUUUUCACUUGCAUCUAGAAAUUGUUUACAGUUAUCUGGAUCAUGCAUUAUUUGUAUUUGUAGAAAUAAAUACUCUGUAUGUGAGCUUCUAAAUGUACAGCUGUGUCUGAGUUUUGUGUUGUUAGAAUUCCUCCUUAUCAGAAUGUGUUACUGUUUAUCUUUUUUCAUUUUUUUAAGCCUAUUUAAGCUUUAAAGUAUGUUUUAUGCAUCUGCAAGAUCAGUUUUUGUAAGAUGUAAAGAUGAAGUUAAUGUAGCGCCCUCUGUGACUGGGGGAAAGCCUUUGGAAGACUUGAUUUCCAUGAAGUCACGUGAUCGCUACCGUUAAAGAGAGGAAUAAUGGGAGGUGAUUGCGAGUGCCUGUGCUGGCGUGCUUAGUGCUUGGUGCUGGCCACAGGCUCAUUAGUAUUCAUAGCAGAUACUGUUUCUUUGGCUGCUUUGGCUGCUUUGGCUGCUUUAAAGAAGAGUUUGUUUUCUUCUUUCAAAAUAAUGAAGUGUUUUAAUUUCAUUGGCUCAAUGAAGCCGACGUGGAUUUUUUUCUUAGUGUUAAUGGAAAAAGUUAAGCCUUUUUUCCCUUUUUUUUGCCGCUAGCGCAGGUUUCCCAUUGUUGAUAUGAAACAGAUGUUUUGGGACGCAUUAGUUGCAUAAGUACCUCUGGAAUUCAGGAAAGUUUAAAAUCUUCAAAUUCUUCGCGUGUACUCGACGUCCUGCAUGGAUGAAAACUCUCUGAGAGAGGCAUGGCAUUGAUGAUAUGCUGAUGUCUGAUAACUGUAUUAUUUUUUUAUUUUCACUUGCAAUAAACUCAUUGACAUC